Messenger RNA from Anopheles maculipalpis, 870 nucleotides. It is a transcript of the gene cv, whose product is annotated as protein twisted gastrulation. Gene Ontology annotation, biological process: regulation of BMP signaling pathway. Lineage: Eukaryota; Metazoa; Arthropoda; Insecta; Diptera; Culicidae. The transcript has 3 exons. The record is from RefSeq and is a predicted model, not a curated record. The coding region runs from base 7 to 792 and encodes 261 amino acids.
ACUAGCAUGGAGCGUGAAAGGCGGAAGGGGAGCGACGCAUUAGGCAAAACGUUUGUUCUGCUCGUUGGUGGCAUUUUGAUACUGCUUACCUGUGUACAGUUUGCGGCUAGCUGCAACGAGAUGGUGUGUGCCAGUAUCGUGUCGAAAUGCAUGCUGACGCAAAGUUGCAAGUGUGACAUGAAAAGCUGCACCUGCUGCAAGGAGUGUGCCGAAUGUUUAAGCUACCUGUACACGGAGUGUUGCAGCUGUCUGGAGAUGUGCCCGAAGCCGAACGAAACUUCCAACGAGCUGUCGAAGCAAUCGCACAUCGAAGAUCUGGAAGGAUUUCCCAACCUGUACGACGUGAUCACGUCCGAGCAGGAUGCGCAGGGCCGUUGGAAGGUGAUUUCGUUCCCGAUCGAUAUCGAUGCGGCACUGUACGGACCAAAAGGGGACGGUGCCACCAAAUACGUUGUCCACUCCACCGAUAUGGAUUUGAAGCAAAAGUACGAGGAUCCGAAUAAAAUUACGGUCAACUGUACAGUUGCGUACCAAGCACAGUGUAUGUCGUGGAACAAAUGCAAGGAAAGCUGCCGUACGAUGGGAGCCAGCAGCUAUCGCUGGUUUCACGAUGGUUGCUGUGAAUGUAUCGGUCAAUAUUGUCUAAACUACGGCAUCAACGAAUCACGGUGUCGCGACUGCCCGGAAAACAAGGAGCACGAUCUGGACGACCUCGGGCCGGAAGAAGAGCUGGAUUACGGGGACGGUAUGGGACCGCUGGAUAAUGCAGCGAUCGAAACAACCAACAUAUGAAUAGGGCUUGGACUACCGUUGCUCUGCCAUCUCGUCCAUCGCUAUAUUACCGUACGCAUCACCGCAUUCCGCUAUUGA